This is a messenger RNA of Rodentolepis nana, 1503 nucleotides long. NCBI's taxonomy places the organism in Eukaryota, Metazoa, Platyhelminthes, Cestoda, Cyclophyllidea, Hymenolepididae. The record is from the annotation of a GenBank genome assembly.
AUGGAAGAUUUUCCCUGUAAAACAUCGGAUAAAUCAAGUCCGAGCUUUCCAGACGCUGAUUAUGAAGAAGAACAGCUGCCUAUGUAUAAUCAAUCAGAUUCACGUGAUCAUUCCAUGAAUGGUGGGUCUCCAGUCGACAAACUGGGGAAUGAUGUCACUAUGGUAGCUGAAGAUGAGGAUGAUGAAAUGGAUGGUAGCAGACUCUUGCAUUCGCACUUGGGCAGCCCAAAACCUAAUGCUGAUAUGAGCGAAAAGAAAGUUCACUGGACCACUAGAGAUGUACAGUUGUUACUCAAAUGUGUUGAAGACCAUUUAGAGGAUUUUAAUGUUCAAAAAAAGCACAAAGCUGUGUGGCAAGCUAUCGGGGCUAAAAUGGAGCCCUAUGGAUUCACCACAGAACAUUGUUACAACAAGUGGAAAAAUCUUCGCAGAGAUGUUCGCCUUUUGGUAAACAAUCCCUCAAAGGUUGUAAGAAAUAGUCAAAUUCUUCGUGAGGUUGCUAGACUCAUCCUUAUCAUUUAUCCUAAUGUGAAUGCCUCAACGAUGCAAGUGUGCGAUAGAAGUGGAAUUAAAUCUUUACCGCCCACCCCUGGCGGUCAGGGUGUAAAUUACAAACAGGAGAUGUCAUACAGUGGUUUUAACUCACCACAUGGCAAAGCUCUUGCAGUUCGAGCAAAUCGUUCCCUUUAUUCCUCCAACGUUGCGAACAGUAUUCAUUCUACCCCUACGAGUGUUGGAAAGAGUUUUUGCGGCAUAACCAAAUCUGGCAAUAUUCCAGCUUCAGCACUUUUCGUCGAUUCCCGGCCGAAUGGUAGUAGCAAUGGAAAUGAUAAGCUCCAAAGUCUUCUUAAUAAUCAGGGUUCUCAUCCCGAACCGGAUUCAACAGCGCCAUUCCAACUGCCCUCACCGAAUUCUCUGAUCCUUCAAUCACAAUUCCUCCAGAACUUAUUGAAUCAGCAACAGCAAGCACCCAUCAAAAGCGAGUCUCAGGAGCAAGCUCAGGAUCUAUCCGCUUCACAGAAUGGUUCUCCGGACCCCCUUAGCCUUAUUCAGCAAGCUUUGGCUUUCCCACCCUCUGGAGAUCCCAACCUAUCACUUCUCACGGCAAAUCUACUCAGCUCUUUAGCUAAUUUGACUCCAUCUCACAAUCUGAAUGAGCCUGAAACGCCACCUAUGACAAACGGCUCAACCAACAAUGGUAAUCCACUCUCGGGCGUUAAUGACAACAAUUCUAACAAUAAUCCGAUUAAUUCUCUCUUCUCCAAUCAAGUCCUCGGUCUCCUUCCUGCUCUACCACCGAACCUACUUGAAUGUUUUUCGCCUAAUCUUCGUGAAAUUAAUGAAAUAAUUGACACGCUUCGUGCUGAAGAUGUUACACAAGCUCGUUUGGCUAAAAUGGCCUCGGAUGUUGCCACUGAGCUCCAUCGAUCACACCAGAAUCGACAGGUUGCCAUGGAGAAGCUCUUGAACAUCUUCAAGAAACAAGAUAAUGGUUUGGUCUAA